AUGAGACAAACUCUUAAAUUGUUUUUAAUCGGUUUAUUUUCCUAUCUGUUUGUAUCGCCUAUUACUGUUGAUUCCAGUGAAUUAACAACAACUGCCACUACAUCCUACGCUGAAGUUACUCCUGAAGAAAGCACCAUUAUAAACGUACUAAAAACUAAUACUUGUACCAUUACGGAAACAAAAUGCGUUUCAUGA
Molecule: messenger RNA, 195 nt
Organism: Diversispora eburnea
Lineage: Eukaryota; Fungi; Glomeromycota; Glomeromycetes; Diversisporales; Diversisporaceae
Source: the annotation of a GenBank genome assembly